Molecule: messenger RNA, 1332 nt
Organism: Chanos chanos (milkfish)
Lineage: Eukaryota; Metazoa; Chordata; Actinopteri; Gonorynchiformes; Chanidae
Gene: maneal
Product: mannosidase endo-alpha like
Exons: 4
Coding region: 1-1332 (443 amino acids)
Molecular function (GO): alpha-mannosidase activity
Source: RefSeq, a predicted model, not a curated record
AUGACCAGGUUGCGCAAGAAAGCUUGCGUGGCUCUUUUCCUUUUCACGCUUUUCAUAUUCGGAACCAUGAUGGGCUUGCGAACACUCAAACCUAGCGACGGCUUCUCGGACCUUGCGCCCGGGAUGGAACUAAUGCCAUACGUUGGUGACAGAAUUGACCGACGUCCGGUGCCCAACGAUGUUGUCGGGUCGGUGGGUCAGUCUCGAGGCGCGAGCGACACCAAAGUGGUUUUUUCGAACUCUGGUCCAGACCACAGCAUUUUCUACGACAUUCAUAUUUUUUAUUACUUGUGGUAUGGGACGCCUCAAAUGGACGGGAAGUACAUACAUUGGGAUCACGCCUUAGUGCCACACUGGGACCCAAAGAUAGCGGCCAGUCACCCGAAAGGAGGGCACACUCCUCCAGACGACAUAGCUUCAAGUUACUACCCCGAGCUCGGACCGUACAGCUCGAGGGAUCCUGACGUGUUAGAGUCGCACAUGGCCCAGAUUGAGGCGGCUGCCGCCGGUGUAGUCGUGCUUUCCUGGUACCCACCUGGUGUGGCAGAUGAUCACGGAGAGCCGUCUGAAGACCUCGUGCCAGCCGUCAUGGAUGCAGCCCACAGACACAGUAUCAAGGUGGCGUUCCACAUCCAGCCCUACAAAGGACGCACAGACCUGAGCGUGCAUGACAACAUCAAAUACAUCAUAGACAAAUACGGGCAACACGGAGCCUUCUACAGGUUCAGGUCCAACACGGGGAAGGUUCUGCCUCUGUUCUACAUCUACGACUCUUACCUGACCCCGCCCGAGGCGUGGGCGGAGCUUCUGACCUCCCGCGGGUCUCACAGCCUGCGGGGGACGCCGUACGACGGGAUCUUCGUGGCCCUCAUCGUGGAGGAGCGCCACAAGCAUGACAUCCUGGCGGGCGGGUUUGACGGCAUGUACACCUACUUCGCCUCCAACGGCUUCUCCUUUGGCUCCUCCCACCAGAACUGGAAGGCCAUCAAAGCCUUUUGUGACGGGAACAACCUGCUCUUCGUGCCCAGCGUCGGGCCCGGCUACGUCGACACGGCCGUGCGGCCCUGGAACAACCACAACACGCGCAACCGCGUCAACGGCCGCUACUACGACACCUCCCUGCAGGCGGCGCUGUCCGCGCGCCCGGAGGUCGUCACCAUCACCUCCUUUAACGAGUGGCACGAGGGGACGCAGAUCGAAAGGGCCGUGCCCAAAAAAACGGUGACCCGCCUGUAUUUGGACUACAAGCCCCAUCAGCCCGAACUGUACCUGGAGCUCACCCGGAAGUGGGCGGAGCAAUUUCACAAAGAGAAAGAGCAGUGGCUCUUGUGA